Messenger RNA from Sphenostylis stenocarpa, 198 nucleotides. The record is from the annotation of a GenBank genome assembly. Lineage: Eukaryota; Viridiplantae; Streptophyta; Magnoliopsida; Fabales; Fabaceae.
AUGGAAGCAAAGAAGAAAGUGAAAGGCGUCAAUAAGAGAAGGUGUAUGAUUGAAAAGGUGGACCAGGAUAAGCCCAAUGAACAUGCGUGCAAGUCAUAUGUCUUGCAAGAGAGGAUAGAGAAAAAACAUGAGGGGAUUAAACUGAAUCUUUCUAGUGUUGGAAACCACAUCUUAAAUCUUUCACUUCCAUCAUCGUAA